This is a messenger RNA of Fraxinus pennsylvanica, 2274 nucleotides long. Lineage: Eukaryota; Viridiplantae; Streptophyta; Magnoliopsida; Lamiales; Oleaceae. The record is from the annotation of a GenBank genome assembly.
AUGGCGACGGAUCUUCACUCUCCACUGCCAAAAUCCGCCACUGAUCUAUUCGGGGACCCGAAAGAGGACGCCCACCCGUUAUGGCUGAAACCGACCAAGUUCCUGGAUCCGGAAUUCGAUCCGGAGUCCUACAUAUCUGAUCUCCGCACCUUUGUGCCGUUCGACACUCUCCGGUCGGAGCUCCGGUCACAUUUGAGUGCUCUAAAGCACGAACUUGUUGAGUUGAUUAAUCGAGAUUAUGCGGAUUUUGUUAGUCUUAGUACUAAGCUUGUUGAUGUGGAUGCGGCAGUGGUUCGAAUGAGGGCGCCGUUGCUCGAGAUCAAGGAGAAGAUUCUUGCAUUCCGAAAUGCGGUUGACGGGUCGUUAAUGGCUCUCCAGAGCCGGCUUAAGCAGCGCGCUGAAGCCAAUGAGGCCCGGGAGGUUUUGGAGUUGUUGCUGGAUACAUUUCAUGUCGUUUCCAAGGUUGAAAAAUUGAUAAAGGAGCUUCCUAGUGUGCCAGCUGAUUGGGCCAGCGGCAAUGUUAAUUCUAUAGAAAAGGGUCAAUUAAGCAACGGUAUCUCAUUUCAAGAUGCUGACAAUGGAACAAACCUUAGAGAGACUCAAAGUAUGCUUCUGGAAAGAAUUGCAAGUGAGAUGAAUCGGCUGAAGUUCUAUAUUGCUCACGCAAAGAAUAUGCCCUUCAUUGAGAAUAUGGUGAAGAGGAUACAGAAUGCUGGCGUGUUGUUGGAUACAAGUUUGGGACACUGUUUUGUAGAUGGACUUGAGCACAAAGAUGCAAAUGCAAUAUACAAUUGCCUACGUGCAUAUGCUGCUAUUGAUAAUACCAUGAGUGCUGAAGAUAUUUUUCGCUUAAAAGUCGUGGCACCAUUUGUACAGAAGGUUAUCCCUCACGGCUCAUCCAGUGCAGUUGGUGGGGAAUCUGCAGAUGAACUUGACCAAGACUAUGAAAGAAUCAAGCAAUACAUUGAUGAUGAUUGUAAUUUUUUAUUGGAAAUAUCUUUUACAGAAAAUUCGGGUCUACAUGUAUUCAGCUUUCUGGCCAAUUCAAUUCUCAGAGAGGUUCUAUCAGCAAUCCAGAAAGGAAAACCUGGUGCUUUCUCUCCUGGAAGACCCACAGAGUUCCUAAAAAAUUACAAAUCAAGCCUAAAUUUCUUGGCUUACUUAGAAGGUCACUGCCCCUCUAGUUCUGCAAUUGCUAAAUUUCGGGAAGAAGCAGUCUAUAUGGAAUUUAUAAAGCAAUGGAAUACUGGGGUCUAUUUCACAUUGAGAUUUCAGGAAAUUGCUGGGAUGCUGGAAUCUGCACUUGCAGUUACUGCACUUCAGCCCUCUCAAAACUUGUCCUCAGAUCAGGGACAUUCUUUAAACUUAGUAUUGAAGCAAAGUAUCUCUCUUUUGGAUUGCUUGAGAUCAUGCUGGAGAGAUGAUAUUUUCGUCCUUUCUUGUGCUGACAAGUUUUUACGCCUGUUUUUGCAACUUCUUUCACGAUUCUCAAACUGGUUGUCAGUUGGAAUGGAUGCUCGCAAAGCUGGUAAUGCAGGUUCCAAAUCUGGAUCUGAGUGGGCUAUUUCUGCUAGCCCAGAAGAUUUUCUUUAUAUAAUUCAUGAUCUAAAUUGUCUGGUGGAGGAAAUUUGUGGCGGUUACCUAGGGUAUGUGCUUGAGCUUCUCAAGUCGUGUUCCCCUGAAGUGCUUGAUCUUGUAAGGCAGAGUAUUUUGCGGGGCGGAAAUUCCCUGAAAGUUCUUCUACCUCUUGUAAUGAAUUCAAUAAUAGAAACAUUGGUUGAAAAAUCGGUGGAGGACUUGCGACAGUUGAAGGGAAUAACUGCAACGUAUAGGGUGGGUCAGAGACCGCUUCCUGUUAGGCAUUCACCAUAUGUAUCAGGGGUAUUGCGUCCUUUAAAGGCUUUUCUUGAUGGAGAGCGAGUUGCCGUGUAUUUAACAGGCAACCUCAGAAAUGAACUCUUGCAGAGUGCUACUAGUGAGAUUACUCGCAGAUAUUAUGAAUUAGCUGCUGAGCUCGUUAGUGUGGCAAGAAAGACGGAGUCUUCUCUUCAGAAAAUACGUUUAGGUGCACAAAAGCGAGCUGGAGCAAGCACAGAGGUAACAGACCAUUCUGUGUCUGAUACUGACAAGAUGUGCAUGCAGUUAUUUCUUGAUAUUCAGGAGUACGCACGAAACCUUGCAUCCCUGGGUGUUGAUGCUGCAAAUAUUCCCUCGUAUCGGUCCUUGUGGCAAUGCGUUGCACCUCGAGACAGGCAAAAUACAAUAAACUUCUAG